GUUAGUCGCGUCUUGGGUUCAGACAGCUGAGCAUCGACACACAGUACCGGAUCAAAAAUAUUCAAGAUGCUGACGACAUCGUCACGCCCAAAGCUCUGGUGCUGGAUAUUUUUCUUGGCGAUCCAAGCAUGUGCUCAGAAUUACGCGACGGGUUAUCAGACAUCAGACAACACGGGUUACUGUCCGCCCAGAUAUCAGAAUGUCAAUGGCUAUUGCCUGAGCUCAUUGAAUUGUCCCGCGGGUUAUAACCUGGGCACAGAUGGACUGUGCUAUCCGCAAAAUGCUUUAGUAUGUCCCACGGGCUACUACCUGAACACAGAUGGAAAGUGUUAUUUGAAGGAUCCGUUGCCCUGUCCGUUUGAGUCCACAACAGUCAUUCCUCCGGUCACGACCCAACCCGCAACGACAACAACUACAGAAGAACCCUCAACAACAACCACAGAGGAACCGACGACAACAACUACAGAAGAACCCUCAACAACAACCACAGAGGAACCGACGACAACAACCACGGAACCAACACCACCUCCGGUUCCACCAACAGUUGAACGUCCAGUCGAACUUGCGCGCUGUCCGCCCGGCUCGAUCUUCUUCGAGGAGCAAUGCCGGAGGAUUGUCUGCACGGAUGGUGAAUACUACGCAGGGCGCUGCCUGUUGCCGGCUUGUCCGGCUGGCACCGUGUGGCAUGGUGGGAGCUGCCAGGAGCCGGGGUAUAUAACCACUAUACUGGAGAUCGACAAUGUGAUCCGGAACCAGCACGAGUAUACGGUGGCCACCGAGAACAUUAACCGUGUGGAGUACUCCACACUCCCCCCAUACGAUGAGGCGUACGACAAGAGCUACGAUGUCACCACCAGGCAUGAGGAAUCCAACGAUAUAAUAGCAACAACCACAAAGAGACCAUGGCUUUAUCCUACAGGGCAACCAAAGACUAUGGCGCUUCGGCCGACAUCCGAAGUCUUUCCGGGCCGGAAUCCUCCGCCGGGCUGCUGUUUGGUAAAGAGUCCCCGGAUCUGCACCAACUACGCGCCCAACUGGGUCUGCUCCAGCCGGGAGCGUAAGUUGUGCGAUCCCCGGGUCUGCACCCAUUCGGUGAUCUAUCUCAAGCCGCCGCAGAUUUUCGAGAGCGAGAACCGACGACGCCUCGUGAUGCCGCCCAAUCCUCCGCUGCAGGCCUGCAGUACGCCCGAGUGCAAGGAGAGCGAAUUCCUGGACUGCUCUGGCUGCAAGCACGACCAGCGGGACAAAUGCUCACCGGGCUGCUACAGCUACUACUGUCCCAACGGCAGCUGCUCCUUCAUGAACUCCCAGGACUAUUGCGGCAUCUAUCCCAGCGGAUUCGGCUGUAACGCCGACGAUGGUUGCAUCUGGGACUGGUGCCACAAGAAGUGCUAUUAAACGAUCAGCCAACGGGCUGAUCCAAAUAAAUGUUUCCAUCUAUCUAAUCUAUAAAUGAGAAGUAAAAUGAGAAUAAAAUAGUGUUCCGAGUGUUGCAACAAUAAAAUAUGCCAUUUAUUUUCUGU
Drosophila miranda is the source of this 1523-nucleotide messenger RNA. RefSeq lists its product as uncharacterized. Bases 67 to 1398 code for a protein of 443 amino acids. NCBI's taxonomy places the organism in Eukaryota, Metazoa, Arthropoda, Insecta, Diptera, Drosophilidae. The transcript is spliced from 5 exons. The record is from RefSeq and is a predicted model, not a curated record.